CGUCUCAAGGGCUUUUAAAAGGCUGCAGAAAUGUCUUAAGCGCACGAGGUCGAGAGGUGGGCGGGGUAAGUGUCUCUUCCCGUGCAAAGAGAGGCAGAGUGAAGGGAGGGACAGAUCAGAUGCCGAGUCCUCACGCAGGUUCAAUCUUUUAAAUCCCGGGAGAGGGAGAGCCCGGAUCCUAGAUUACCCUGCCGCUCGCUUCCAGGAACGUAGCUGGGAGAGGGAAAACCGUGCUCCAGACCAGCCGCGUUGCCCCAGGAUUAAAUCCAGGUCCUCGGAGAGGAGGGGGUGUCCUGGGGGAAUCCUUCACAUCCUAUAUCCUCGAUAAAGUUCCUGAGUGGUGGGGAGAUUGCUUCCAUAGCAAAUCUCGAGCAGGAAAUAACAACAAUUUUGCAAGGGAGGAACCGCAGGAGAUUGUGCUCACCUUCUCCUUAUGUGCUGGAGGAGACUAAAAUAGGGUUGGAAUCUCAGCAGUUCAAUUUGUCUUAGGAGGGUGAGUGAACCAGCACAUCAUUAACCCCAUCAUCAAUGUUUCGUGUGAGCUCAGCCCCUGCAGUUGGUUAAUCUGAUUUGUUGGUUGGUUGGUUGGUUCAAUUUUCCUGGCCACCCAUAGAAAUGUGUUUGUGUUUAGAGUGUGUUGUGUGAAGUUGCCUGCAUGUAAUUGUACGAUUUGGCUCUUAAAAAGCAAACCGUGAAGAAAGGGCAAUGGAACAUCGUAAAUCAGGUCAUUUCAUUGUAUGUGAACUGAACUUUUGUGAUUGAUUAACCCUUUAAGCAUUUGCCAUGUUGUGUGAACCCUGCUUGUAGAUAAAUGCAGAUAUGGGUUUUUAUAAAGCAAGCCCUAUCUUGAUCACAUGGUCUCAGGGCACUGAAACCUUCAUGAGUACAUCCCAGUUGCCAAAUGUCCAAAUAUUACAAGGGUCAUAAAUUUGAAAAACAGGCAUGUCACUUUUUUGGUGCCAUUGUAAUGGUUUUAAUAAAAGUGAGAUACAAAUAAAUAAAUAUUAGAUAUUAAUGCACAAGCACUAACUGCUCAUUGCCACUAUAAUCCUGUACUAUCUUAGAAAAAAUACUUUCUUCCAUUGGGAUAAGUGUUCUUCAGGGAUUAAAUCCAUUACUUUCUAAUUCAUCCCAAAUACACACAUUGGAUGCCAUCUGUACAUCCUCUUGUAGAGGCAAAAAUGUCUCUUGGACAAAGACAACAGAAUGACUUGUUCUGGUCAUUACUAUGGUUAAAGGAAUGGUCCUGUGAAUGAAAAGGUGUUUGGAGAUCCACAAGAUUCCCUGGACCCAUGUGGAGUUGCAUUCCAGGGCAGAAAAAAAUGGAAAGUAAGGGAACUGGAAAAGGCCCUUCUGGUAUUCGGCCUGGGAGCCAAGGGAAGAUCUGGGCAAGAACUAAGCAGAAGAUUCAGGAGGAGAAAACCACCCUCUCAGACAUUCAGGCCUGGAAAUUCAGGAGCAUCCAAUAUCAGGAGGAUGAGGGUCCCCGAGGACUUUGCAGCCGACUCCAUUCUUUUUGUAGUCAAUGGUUGAGACCAGAAAAGCACACAAAAGCACAGAUGCUGGACCUGGUUGUUCUGGAGCAGUUCCUGGCCCUUCUGCCCCUGCAGAUGGAGAGCUGGGUGCGGGAUUGUGGAGCAGAGACUACCUGCCAGGCGGUGGCCCUGGCGGAAGGCUUCCUCCUGAGCCAGGCAGAGGAGAAGAAGGAGCAGGUUGAGUUGCAGUCCUUUCUGGUGAAGAUCAGAGAUCCCGAGAUAAAGAGGCAUCCAUCAAAUCUCCCCCAAGAACUGUUUUUCAGGAAGAUCUGUCAGGACACCUCAGGAGGGAAGAAUAGAAGGAAGUUGUCUCUUCCUUAUGGUGGAACUGAAACCAUGAUUGAACCUCCAACUCAGGAGGGCCUUGUCUCCUUCGAGGAGGUGGCUGUGUAUUUCUCCAAGGAGGAAUGGACUGAGUUGGAUCCUAACCGAAAAGCACUGUAUUGGGAAGUCAUGAUGGAAAAUUAUAAGAACGUGGACUCUCUUGGUACCUAUGGGCAGAAGAAUAAAGAUUUCAUUGAACCAUUCCAAUUGAUUAGACAUGGAAAAGGAAUUGAGAAACAUGCAGUUCAAAUAGAAGUAGGGAAUUGUGAGAGAAACUGGCAUAAGGAAAGCUCAGCUUCCAUUGAUGCACAGAUUCAAGACUUUCUUACCCAACAAGGAAACCACAAGAAAAAACAUAUUGGGAAAGGUGUAAGACUGUUCAAAGACACAUCCAAUGUAAAUGAACAUUAUCCAACCCAAUCUAAAGGAGAAGAUUAUAUAUGCAGAGACAAUGGAAAACAUUACAAUGGGACUUUCACUCUUUCUCGAGAAAAUGGAUCUCUUACAUCUCAUAAAAGGAUGCAUAAGGGAGAGAAGCCAUUUAAAUGCAUGGUGUGUGGAAAGGGUUUUAGCCAGCAGAGCAACCUUAGUUCCCAUAAAAGGAUCCACACAGGGGAGAAGCCAUAUAAAUGUAUGGAAUGUGGAAAGACCUUUACUCAGAGUGUUCAGCUUACUUGCCAUAAAACAAUCCACACAGGGGAAAGACCAUAUAAAUGCAAAGAAUGUGGAAAGAGCUUCAGUCAACCCAGUAGUCUUACUGUUCAUAAAAGAAUCCACACAGGGGAGAAGCCAUAUAAAUGUAUGGAGUGUGGAAAAACCUUUACUUACAGUGGUCAUCUUACCUCCCAUAAAAAGAUCCACACAGGGGAGAAACCAUAUAAAUGCAUGGAGUGUGGAAAGACCUUUAGUCGUAACAUUCAACUUACUUCCCAUAAAAGGAUCCACACAGGGGAGAAGCCAUAUAAGUGUAUGGAGUGUGGAAAAGGCUUCUGUGAAAACUGGUCUCUUACUGUUCAUAAAAGGAUCCACACAGGAGAGAAACCAUAUAAGUGUAUGGAGUGUGGAAAGGGGUUCAGCCAACAUAGUAAUCUUACUUCCCAUAAAAGGAUCCACACAGGGGAGAAACCAUAUAAAUGCUUGGAGUGUGGGAAGAUGUUUAUUUAUAGCAGUCAUCUUACUUCCCAUAAAAGGAUCCACACAGGGGAGAAGCCAUAUAAAUGCAUGGAAUGUGGAAAGACCUUUACUCAUAACAUUCAGCUUACUUCCCAUAAAAGGAUCCACACAGGAGAGAAACCAUAUAAAUGCAUGGAGUGUGGAAAGGGCUUCAGCCAACAUGGUAAUCUUACUUCCCACAAAAGGAUCCACACUGGGGAGAAACCAUUUAAAUGCAUGGAAUGUGGAAAGACAUUUACUCAUAGCAGUCAACUUAUUCCCCAUAAAAGAAUCCACACUGGGGAGAAGCCAUAUAAAUGUAUGGACUGUGGAAAAACCUUUACUCAUAGCAUUCAACUUAGUUCCCAUAAAAGGAUCCAUACUGGGGAGAAGCCAUAUAAAUGUAUGGAGUGCGGAAAGGGCUUCAGCCAACAUAGUAGUCUUACUUCCCAUAAAAGAAUCCACACAGGGGAGAAGCCAUUUAAAUGUAUGGAAUGUGGAAAGGGCUUUACUUAUAGCAGUCACCUUACUUCUCAUAGCUGGAUCCACAUAGGAGAGAAACCAUUUAAAUGCAUGGAAUGUGGAAAGACCUUUACUUAUAGCAGUCAUCUUACUUCUCAUCAAAGGAUCCAUACAGGAGAGAAGCCAUUUAAAUGCAUGGAGUGUGGAAAGGGUUUCAGCCAACGCAGUAAUCUUACUUCCCAUAAAAGGAUCCACACAGAGUCGAAGCCAUAUAAAUCUCGGGCAUGUGGAAAGAGCUACAAGAGGAGCAAUGACCUAAAAGAGAUACGUUUAGUUAAGGAUAUUCCGGAGGAUCAGGAUGAAAGUGACUGCACUGUGUUGACAUUGCAAACCACCAAGGAAGAAGAGAGAUCUUUGGAAACUAGUGGGGAUCAAAAGAAAAUAAUAUGAAAUUAUGAAAAAUUACUUCAGUUCCUCCUGACUAAACCUACAGAAAUGAGAAGGGGAAUUGCCUGUGAGAUGUGAAAAUGCCAGAAAAUAAUACUGGCCAACAAAGAUUUUGCAUCCUGUACACCUUUGAUGUAUCUUAUAGAUUUUUGGCUGCUAAUAACAAAAAUAGCCUGUCAUUUAAGGUGCUGUGUACUGCUUUAUAGAAAUCUGCUCUUUCUACACAACAGCAAUGUACACCCUACAGCCGUGAUGGCGAACUUGUGGCAUGCGUGCCAGAGGUGGCAUGCAGAGCCCUCUUUGUGGGUACGUGCAUUAUCACCAGCUGGUCUUCGUGGGUGCCAGGGCACCGGAAAAUGGCCUGAAAAUGGCCCCAAAAAUGCCCCAAAAGCAGCUGAUUUCAGGCCUUUUUUGGCCAUAUUUGGGACUGCUUUUGAGAGUGUUUUCAGGCCAUUUUUCAUCUGCCUGAAAACAGCUCAAAAAUGGCAAAAAAAACCCACCAAAAACCAGACAUGUGCACCAAUCAAUUUCAGCCUUUGAGUUUUCAGUGCUCCGGGGGCCGCACAAGUAUGCACAUGGACGCACAUUCUGGUUUGUGCACUUGUUGCUGAAAAGGUUUGCCAUCACUGCCCUACAGUAUCUGUUGGCUGCAUUGCACAAAUGCAAACCAUGAAAAUAUGGAAACCUUGGUUCUAAUUUACAUGAAAGCUGGAACAUGACCAGUGAAGUAAAAACAAGGAUAGAGAAAGCUCGA
Messenger RNA from Thamnophis elegans (Western terrestrial garter snake), 4674 nucleotides. Its product is annotated as zinc finger protein 420-like. Lineage: Eukaryota; Metazoa; Chordata; Lepidosauria; Squamata; Natricidae. Gene Ontology annotation, biological process: regulation of transcription by RNA polymerase II. Gene Ontology annotation, molecular function: DNA-binding transcription activator activity, RNA polymerase II-specific; RNA polymerase II cis-regulatory region sequence-specific DNA binding. Gene Ontology annotation, cellular component: nucleus. The record is from RefSeq and is a predicted model, not a curated record. The transcript is spliced from 6 exons. The coding region runs from base 1293 to 3923 and encodes 876 amino acids.